CAAAUCCCAUUAAAGCUUUGAAGUUUCGUGCGCGUGUGUACCUUCUGGUCAAAUCGUUUUCCAUUACUCUCUCUCUCUCUCUCUCUAGUUGCAGUAUUUCCCUAUCCAUGGCUCUUGAAGAUGGAACUGUUCGAUACGAAGAGGAAUACAUCACGAAUUCUCGAGGAUUAAAGCUGUUCACAUGCAGAUGGGUUCCGGUGAACGAAGAACCCAAAGCUUUGAUCUUCAUCUGCCAUGGAUAUGCCAUGGAAUGCAGCAUCACCAUGAACAGUACUGCAAUUCGGUUGGUGAAAGCGGGAUAUGCAGUUUAUGGAAUAGAUUAUGAAGGCCAUGGAAAGUCCUCUGGUUUGCAGGGCUACAUCUCUACCUUUGACAAUGUUGUUGAUGAUUGCUCCGAUUUCUUCACUAGUAUUUGUGAGAAGAAGGAGAACAGAAAAAAGAUGAGAUAUUUGUUAGGGGAAUCCAUGGGUGGAGCAGUGUUGUUGUUGGUACAUAGGAAGAAGCCAGAUUACUGGGAUGGGGCAGUCUUGGUUGCCCCCAUGUGUAAGUUGGCAGAUGAUAUGAAACCACAUCCAUUAGUCAUAAGUGUACUGCGAAAGCUGAACAAAAUUAUUCCAACGUGGCGAAUAGUUCCGGUCCAAGAUGUCAUUGAUGCUGCUUUUAAACAGCCUGAGAUAAGAGCACAGGUCAGAGCAAAUCCUUAUUGCUACAAAGGACGUCCUCGUUUGAACACUGCCAAUGAACUUCUAAACACUAGCUUGGAGCUUGAGCAAAGACUUCAUGAGGUUUCAUUACCAUUUAUGAUACUACACGGAGGAGAUGACAGAGUAACAGAUAAAGUAGUGAGCCAACUAUUGUAUGAUGUAGCAGCAAGCUUGGACAAGAGUUUCAAGUUGUAUCCCGGGAUGUGGCACGGAUUGUUAUACGGUGAGACGCCAGAAAAUAUUGAGAUCGUUUUUACGGAUAUCAUUGACUGGUUGAAUAGGAGAAUAGAAUCUGGAAAUUCGAGGUUGGAGAGAGAAUUGAAGCUUCAAAACGAUGAGAUUUUGAUCUCAAAACAUAUUUGAACUUUCGGGUGAUUAGGGUUUCUUAACAAACAAAAAUUAAUUGGGUGAUAUUGUGAAAA
Hibiscus syriacus is the source of this 1126-nucleotide messenger RNA. RefSeq names its product caffeoylshikimate esterase-like. Gene Ontology annotation, cellular component: membrane. NCBI's taxonomy places the organism in Eukaryota, Viridiplantae, Streptophyta, Magnoliopsida, Malvales, Malvaceae. Gene Ontology annotation, molecular function: lipase activity. The record is from RefSeq and is a predicted model, not a curated record. The coding region runs from base 108 to 1067 and encodes 319 amino acids. The transcript is spliced from 8 exons.